Messenger RNA from Oryza brachyantha (malo sina), 955 nucleotides. RefSeq names its product ras-related protein RABA2a-like. Bases 124 to 786 code for a protein of 220 amino acids. Gene Ontology annotation, molecular function: GTP binding; GTPase activity. Gene Ontology annotation, cellular component: endosome. The record is from RefSeq and is a predicted model, not a curated record. Lineage: Eukaryota; Viridiplantae; Streptophyta; Magnoliopsida; Poales; Poaceae. The transcript has 2 exons.
GAUCUAGACUAGAGGUAGAAGCUGCACAGCAGAGCAGAGUAGCCCAGUCGAGGAGUUCUUGACGACGACGACGAGAGGAAGCCAUAGGCAGCUAGCGAUCUAGGUAGAGCUAGAAGGAGGUUAAUGGCGGGGACGCGGCGUGCGGAGGAGGAGUACGACUACCUGUUCAAGGUGGUGCUCAUCGGCGACUCCGGCGUCGGCAAGUCCAACCUCCUCUCCCGAUUCACCCGCAACGAGUUCUGCCUCGAGUCCAAGUCCACCAUCGGCGUCGAGUUCGCCACCCGCACGCUCCAUGUGGAGGGGAAGAUAAUCAAGGCACAGAUCUGGGAUACUGCAGGGCAAGAGAGAUACAGAGCUAUCACCAGUGCUUACUACCGUGGAGCUCUAGGAGCAGUGUUGGUCUACGACGUGAGCAAGCCUACAACCUUUGACAACAUCAGCCGGUGGCUCAAGGAGCUCCGCGACCAUGCUGACGCAAACAUUAGAAUCAUGCUCGUUGGCAACAAGACCGAUCUGAAGCACCUCCGGGCCGUCGCGACCGAUGAUGCACACAAGUUUGCUGAGGCAGAAGGGCUGUCCUACAUCGAGACUUCAGCUCUUGAGGCCACAAAUGUGGAGGAGGCAUUCCAGCUGAUUCUUGGUGACAUUUACAGGUCCAUCAGCAAGAAGCCCGUGGCGUCAGAUGAAGCCGGGGGAGGUGCCGCCGGGGCUGUCAAAGAAGGGAAGACGAUCAAUGUGGCCGCCGGUGAUGCCAAUAGUGAAAAGAAGCAAUGCUGCUCAGCUUAGAACCGAUCCUUCAGUUUCAGAUGUCAUUUGGUGUACCUUGUGUGGUGCUUGUGAUUGUUCCUUCUUUUUUAAAGUUUUAAAGCUUCGUUGAUUCAUUUUGUCAGAUAUUUACCUUGCUAUACCUGACAGUCAUAUAUAUUACUACCUAAAGCAGUUAAUUACUAUAUAU